UGGCGGGUUCUUACAAUCGAAAAUCGCACAGAUCUCACCGCCAUGACGGCUCCGCCUUCGUCCCCCGCUCCCCAAUCCACCGCGGAUACCGUCCCCUCUCCGCAACCCUCCUCCUCCACCUCAAAACCCUUCCUCACUUCCCCCACCCCAUCUUCUUCUGCCAUCCGCUCUCCCAUGUUCUCCGCUCAGCCUCUUCUUGGCAAGCCUAUCAAUUCUUCCGCUCCGCCGCCUCCUUCACACGGCAUUCUUUAUCCCGUCGGAGCUUCCGUUCACCGGGGAUUCCCGGUGAGAUCCUCCGGUGGUGUUCGCGCCGUCGAUCAGUUGGUCACUGUGGCCAAUCCUGCAUCGUACCUUCGAAGCAGCAGCCCCAUGGCGGUUAUGAACUUUGCCGCCGCAAUGGCCGCCGCGUCACAACCUAGGCCCUAUUUAUAUGGCGGUGUUGAGCACACCGCCGCCGCAGCAGCUGCAUCUCAUGGUAUGAGGCCGCCACCGCCGCAGGGGCAGCAGCAAGCUCAUCCUUUUGUGGUCCCACGUCCUGGAGUUUCCCGAGGGGCUUCCGUUCCCGCUUAUCCCAAGGUGACGUCACUUCCUGCCAUGCCUCCAGCACCUGAGCACAGUGAUACCAAGGAGAGGGACAAAAGCAUAGAUGAUGCUUUUGUGAUGAUUCAUGGCCGAAAGGUUAGGGUUGUAGAUGAUGGAUCAUGCUCCUUAUAUUCUCUUUGUCGAUCUUGGAUACAGAGUGGCUUGACUCCAGAAACUCAUCCCAAUGUUGGUGAAGGCGUAAAGCUACUUCCAAAGCCUCUUCCUCCAUCUAUUGUCGAAGAAACGUUGAACAAGAAGGUAGAUGAUAAGGGAGAUGAAGAUUUUCAGGAAGAUGAGCAUGGAGAUUCUGUUGACCAGCUAUCCACCCAAGAGCUUUUAGGAGGUCAUAUAAGGCGAGCUAAAAGAGUUCGGGCAAGGUUCCGAAGUGAACGUCUCCUAAGAAUCGAACGUUACAAACAAAGACUCUCCCUCCUCCUUCCUGCACCAAAUGAUGUCGGUCAAACUAAUACUACUACAGGGAACUCAUAACUGACUCAUCUCAAUGCUUUCAGCUGCACCACUAACCACAAUUUCCUUGGUGCUAAUACUGUCAAUGAUACAAUUACUGCAGGAAGCUGCUUUUGUAAUUAUUUCUUCUCUCCCUCUGUUUGUUAGUUUUAAGCUUCGUUUGGGAUAGCUUUGUUAAUGUUUUUUAAAUUAGUUUUUUAGUACAAAAUUUUUUUGAACUAUAAAUUUUUGUACUUGUUGUAGAAAGC
Molecule: messenger RNA, 1298 nt
Organism: Dendrobium catenatum
Lineage: Eukaryota; Viridiplantae; Streptophyta; Magnoliopsida; Asparagales; Orchidaceae
Product: ESX-1 secretion-associated protein EspK
Exons: 7
Coding region: 43-1071 (342 amino acids)
Source: RefSeq, a predicted model, not a curated record